AUGGAGAUGUGGAGACAUCGAGUCCUAGGAUCGGUGGCCACCCUGCUCCUGCUACUCACCCUCGUCCAACCGUUUACUCUGAACCAGAUCGCGGAAGACGCGCCGCCGACGCUCGGAGGCAUCCAGGACUCGCCGGGGCCAGAGAAGGUGUACGGAGGCAUCGAGGACUGGCCGGGGGCAGAGAACGACCUCCGCGUCGUCGACCUCGCCCGCUUCGCCGUCUCCGAGCACAACAGCAACACCAAUGCUGUGCUGGAGUUCCGGAAAGUGGUGAAGGUGAAGCGGCAAGUUGUUGAAGGCAUGAUGUAUUACAUUACAAUCGAGGUGGAUGAAGGCUGGGCAAAGAAGCUCUAUGAAGCCAAGGUUUGGGACCGGCCGUGGCUGGAUUCCAACCCCAGGAAGCUCUCGGAGUUCAAGCCGGCAGAGGAUAAACUCUGUACCUUGUUGCGUAACAUGCCUGCUUUUCUGCCGAGGUUGAAUCGUGCAGGCUGUAUUGAAUAUAAAUAA
This is a messenger RNA of Triticum dicoccoides, 507 nucleotides long. Its product is annotated as cysteine proteinase inhibitor-like. The record is from RefSeq and is a predicted model, not a curated record. Bases 1 to 507 code for a protein of 168 amino acids. Gene Ontology annotation, molecular function: cysteine-type endopeptidase inhibitor activity. The transcript has 2 exons. Lineage: Eukaryota; Viridiplantae; Streptophyta; Magnoliopsida; Poales; Poaceae.